This is a messenger RNA of Cyanidioschyzon merolae strain 10D, 465 nucleotides long. RefSeq names its product 40S ribosomal protein S18. The transcript has a single exon. NCBI's taxonomy places the organism in Eukaryota, Rhodophyta, Bangiophyceae, Cyanidiales, Cyanidiaceae. Bases 1 to 465 code for a protein of 154 amino acids. The record is from RefSeq and is a predicted model, not a curated record. Gene Ontology annotation, biological process: translation. Gene Ontology annotation, molecular function: structural constituent of ribosome; RNA binding. Gene Ontology annotation, cellular component: cytosol; ribosome; small ribosomal subunit.
AUGGCGAUCGUCUUGAACGAGGGAGAGUUUAGGUAUAUUCUCCGCAUACUCAACACGAAUAUUGAUGGAAAACAAAAAGUGGCGUACGCUCUAACGGCGAUCAAAGGCAUUGGCAGACGGUUUGCGGACUUGGUCUGCAAGAAAGCGGAAGUGGACCUUGGUAAACGCGCCGGGCAGCUCACUGACGAGGAAGUGGAUCGCAUCGUGACGAUUAUUCAGAACCCGCGGCAGUUUAAGAUUCCGGACUGGUUUUUGAACCGGAGGAAGGACAUCCGGGACGGCAAGUACCAACAGCUUGUGUCGAACAACUUGGACUUCAAGCUGCGCGAGGAUCUCGAUCGUAUGCGAAAGGUCCGGCUUCAUCGAGGCUUGAGGCACUUUUGGGGAAUUCGUGUGCGAGGUCAGAAGACCAAGACAACCGGCAGACAUGGCAAGACCGUAGGUGUAUCCAAGACUCGAGCGUAG